UGAUUCCUCCCCGUGGCUCGGUUGGGGUUGGGUCCCGCGCCCACCGCUACUAGUCCCGGAGCAGCUCGCGCUGGGUUCAGCUGCUCGCGCGCGCUCUGUCUCCAUGGCGACCCGCGGCGGGGCGACGGCCGGGAGGCCCUACGAGCUGGUGGUGUUCGGGGCCUCGGGCUUCACGGGCCACUUCGUGGCGGAGGAGGUGGCGCGGGUGGCGGCCGGGGCUGAACUGCGGGGCUCGCUGCGCUGGGCCGUGGCCGGCAGGAGCCGGGACAAGCUGCAGGGGGUGCUGGACAGGGCGGCUGAGAGGCUGGUUUCUGGAAGGAAUGUAUCUGAAAUAUAAUGAUAAAGCUGCAGAAAAGGGGGUAUAUGUCGUUGGAAGCAGUGGCUUUGACUCUAUUCCAGCAGAUAUGGGAGUGUUAUACACCAGAGACAAUUUGAAAGGUACCUUAACUGCAGUUGAAAGUUUCCUGACAGUGAAAUCUGGACCUGAGGGUUACAGUAUCCAUGAUGGAACCUGGAAGUCAGCUAUUCAUGGCCUUGCAGAUCAAGGCAAUUUGAGGACGCUUCGAAAGCAGAUAGGACACAAACCUCUCCCAAUCAUUGGUGCAAAACUAAAAAGAAGAGGACUAGUGUUUUACAGUCAGGAAUUCAAAGAGUACUCCAUUCCAUUCAUGGGAUCAGACGUCUCUGUUGUAAAACGAACUCAACGGUACUUGCACACAGAUUUGAAAGAAACACCUGUGCAGUACGCAGCUUAUGCAACGGUGGGUGGUAUUGCAUCUGUUAUUAAGCUGAUGUUUGCUGGCCUUCUAUUUUUUCUUCUUGUGAAGUUUAGCUUUGGAAGAAAUCUCCUGACAAAAUACCCAGAACUUUUCUCUGGUGGACAUUUUACAAAGAAAGGACCAACACAAAAGCAGAUAGAUGGAUCAUCCUUUACAAUGACAUUUUUUGGUGAGGGAUACUGCGAGGGCCAAGAUCCACAACAGGGCAAACCAAAUGUAAAAAUCUGCACCCAAGUGAAAGGACCAGAUGCUGGCUAUGUUGCUACAGCAGUAGCAAUGGUUCAGGCAGGUGUAGCGCUGCUAAAGGAUGCAAGUUCUCUUCCUAAACAAGGUGGCGUAUAUACUCCAGGAGCUGCUUUCUCUAAAACAAAACUGAUUGAUCGGCUGAACAAACAUGGCAUUGAGUUCUCUGUUAUUAGCAAGUCAGAAGCCUGAAGUUUCAAAAUAAUUCCAAGAAAAACUACAAUUGCAUGAACUAAUGUACCAAGAGCGUAUUCAGAUGUAAAACCUAAUAACAUUUACAAAUCAGUUGUAUUGUUGCUAACAAUGGUAUUAAAAGGAUUAUAGCAUUUUGUGUAGUCAUUAGUGAACCAGCUGAUGCACAGAGAUUAACACCACCUCAUGCUUUAGGAGUAUUAGAGGAAAUUACUGCUUCAUCUAUUUAGAUGCCAAAAAUUAUAAUCUUGUAUAAAUAUGUGCUGAAAGAGGUUAAUGGGAUGCAUGUGUGUGUGUGUUACAGGUAUUAGAACUCCAGAAUGGUAGAUUGGGGGCAGUAGUUGGAGAGCUUUUCAGCUAGCAUAACAGGUUCUAAACAUCAAUUUGUCAGUCAAUAACUCCAUUUACCACUGAAGGGCCUGGAUAACAAGUGCCUUAGUUAAUCAAGCUAUUACUUAUGACUAUUUAGGGGAAGGGACCACUUAUUUGUACUGUGGUCAUUUUGUAUGAUUUGGUACUCAUAAAAACAAGACACUUAAAUUUCUUGUAAUUCUCAGUAAUGGGCUUUAUGGUAGGAAAAUCCAACUCCUUAUUUCUAAGAGUUACACUGAAAAACAAGAACAUAAAGAGUAGAUGGAGCAAUUAAGAUAAAGACAGUUAAUACAGGUCAAACAAGGCUAACAAAUUAACUUACAUGUUAUGUAAGUGCAGAAGCUAUCAAGAUAGGUGCUUCAUGGUAUAAAUCUUAUUCAUGUGAUUCUAGAGAUGUGGAGGGAAAUACUUUUGUAAGUUGAGUUUCAGAUUUAGUAUGACAAGCAAGCAGCUUUGGUCUGUCUUUGUGUAUGGUACAGCAUAUGACCUACAGCACUUAAAAUUACCACAUAUUCUAAAAUUGAAGUCUCUACAAGUUAUCUGGGUAAUUAACAAGAAAGCUGAGCUGCUUGGUCUUCCACUAAGUACCAAUUAAAGCAUAAAUAGUUAAGCUUAGCUUAAGGUUGUGGUUUGGCUCUCCACCUAUAAUUAAUUGUUGCAGUGUGCCAAUGAUUAAGUAACUAAGUCACUGUUGCUCAAGAAUUACUUAAGCCAUGCUUUCUCUCUUCUUUUUAACUAUAAGAGCAACAUCAUUUUUCAAUCUGCAUAUGCUAGAUUCAAGCUGCUCCCCAAAAUCCUUUAACAUAUGUGACUGUCUCUCUGUAAAAAGAUGUAGCAUUUGUAGGUUAUCUUCUUCCUGCAAAAGACCAAUAAAAUUGAGUAUAUAUUGGACAUAGUGUGCAUGCUAUUUUAUACAUCUUUUCCUUAUGGAUGUCUUAGAGUGGCAAGGUGGCGAUUAAAGCAGGAACUAAAAAAUAGAAGGUAAUAGUUGAAGUUGAAAGAACAAUAAAUUCUCUCUAAAGCAGAAAGGACGGGACAAAUCACAGUUAAAUUGAAAACUAGAUGUGGAUUCAUAGUAGCAGUGGUGGUGCCUGUUGAACAAAAAUAGCACAGAUCAGGUAGCUGAGUUGGGAAAGGGAAGGAGGAGAGCAGAACAGGUCCUCAAGCUAGAAUCAGCAGCAGUGAGUCAUGUGGGGAAGAUAUGCAAUGCUUUUCACCUCUCUAGAUAUCUCCAAAUUGCACUACUUUCACACCUCCUCCCCCAAAUAAGGAUCAGUUUACACACACAAAUUGAUAGCAGUGAUGUAGAGCAAGUGCAUUUCUACUACUUCUUUAUGGCCAAAAUAGGCUCCUAACAAAUACAUUUAAUAUCCAUAAUCUACCAACUUGUUUCUACAAGAAAUAGAAAAAAAAAAUCCCACUCAUUUGGUGAAAAUAGGUACAGACUGGUGUGUAUAUUUUCCUUGGGUACUAACGACCCAACAACUUCUGUGCACUGGGUUUUGAAAACAGCCUGUACUACAGACCAUUUCAGUUUUGCUUACCUUUUGCAAGGAUCUUGUGACUGUUUACCCCUAAUAAAUUUUUAUUCUACAA
This is a messenger RNA of Trachemys scripta elegans, 3182 nucleotides long. RefSeq names its product saccharopine dehydrogenase (putative) (gene SCCPDH). Gene Ontology annotation, cellular component: lipid droplet; plasma membrane; mitochondrion. Lineage: Eukaryota; Metazoa; Chordata; Testudines; Emydidae. The record is from RefSeq and is a predicted model, not a curated record. Gene Ontology annotation, biological process: glycolipid biosynthetic process.